Molecule: messenger RNA, 1245 nt
Organism: Drosophila bipectinata
Lineage: Eukaryota; Metazoa; Arthropoda; Insecta; Diptera; Drosophilidae
Gene: Or47b
Product: Odorant receptor 47b
Biological process (GO): detection of chemical stimulus involved in sensory perception of smell; sensory perception of smell
Cellular component (GO): plasma membrane
Molecular function (GO): olfactory receptor activity; odorant binding
Source: RefSeq, a predicted model, not a curated record
AUGGCAGACGCGGAUUAUCAAUCAAAUCUUCGCCUUUUACGGAACUUCCUGGACGAGUUUCGAUCGGUGCUGGCCGAGAAGACGUCGUGCCACAUCCCACGCCUGGCACUCAACUACUAUCGUUCUUCUCUGAGUCUGCUCUGUCAGUAUCCCAACAAGAAGCUGGCGACCAAGGCCUGGAUUCGUCGCAUCAACUGGUUCAUCUUGUCCAAUGUAGCUCUGAUCUUCUUGACGAUGGUUUUUGCCUUUCCAGAGUCCAAAAAUGUCAUCGACAUGGGCGACGACAUGGUGUGGCUAGUGGGGAUGGGAUUGGUCGGGACCAAGGUAUUCUACGUACAUCUCCGUUGCAACGAUAUCGAUGAAAUUAUUUGGGAUCUGGACUACUACAACCGAGAGGUCAGACCUCACAACAGCGAUGAUGAGGUUCUGGAAUGGCAAAGGCUCUGCUACCUGGCCGAAUCAGGAUUCUUCAUCAAUUGCUUUUUCCUGGUGAAUUUUUUGAGUGCAGUCAUUUGCUUACAACCUUUGGUUGGCCAAGAGGAGAAGCUGCCAUUCCACUCGAUUUGGCCCUUCCACUGGCAUCGCGCCGAUUUGCAUCCCAAGACGUAUUGGUUCCUCUAUGUCUGGUUGAGUGUAACCUCGCAUCACAAUCUGAUGAGUAUUCUAAUGGUGGACAUGGUGGGCAUCUGCACCUUCAUCCAAACGGCUCUGAACCUCAAGGUCCUAUGCAUUGAGAUCAAAAGACUUGGCGAGAUGAGGGCUGUGAACGAUGCCAAGUUCCGUGAAGAGUUUUAUCGGGUAAUUCGCUAUCAUCAGCACAUUAUAAAGCUGGUGGACAAAGUCAAUACGACCUUCAAUGGCUCGUUCAAUGCCCAAUUGAUGGCCAGCUUUGCCAUGGUAUCCAUAUCCACUUUUGAGACAAUGGUGGCAGCAUCGGUGGAUCCCAAAAUGGCUCUAAAGUUUGCAUUUCUCAUGGUGGUGGCCUUUGUUCAACUGUCCACUUGGUGCGUGGCUGGAACUUUGGUGUAUUCUCAGUCUCUGGAAGUGGCUCAGGCCGCCUUUGAGAUGAACGACUGGCACACCAAGACUCCCGAGAUUCAAAAGGACUUGGGUUUCGUGAUAAUGCGCUCCCAAAAGCCCCUCAUCUAUAUGGCCAAGCCCUUUCUGCCCUUUACCCUGGGCACUUAUAUGCUGGUUCUGAAGAACUGCUAUCGUUUGCUGGCCCUGUUGCGGGAAUCAAUGUAA